GCUCCAGCCUCCCGCGGCCGCGCUUCGGGCGAGGGGGCUGCGCUCGACGCGCUGCUCAGGCGGGGCCUGUCGCGACCGGGCGAGGCCUGCGCGAGGAGCGGCGCGGGUCCCGCCGACGCCUUCGCGGGGGCCCACCCGCGGCCUGGCGGCCCGCGGCAAUGACGGAGGCCGCCGCCGAAUUCGGGGCGCGCCCAGGCUCCAGCUCCGGCGCGGGCCCCGCGUCGGGCGGCGAGGAGGAGCGCCUCCAGGAGCUCCGCCGCCGCCUGCGGGAGUCGCGCGACGCCCAGCGGAGGGCCGAGGAGCGCGCGGCGGCGGAGCGGCUGGAGCUCGCGGAGAGCUGGAAGGAGCGCCAGCGGCGGGAGCGCUCCGCGCGCCAGGAGGAGCACCGCCACCGGCUGGCCGCCCUGCAGAGGCGUGCGACCCGGCGCGAGGCGGCGAAGCCACGGGCGGUGCCGGAGCUGCUGGACGAGGCGGCCGAGCUCGCAGAGGCCGAGGCCGCCGCCGGCGCCCACGACGCCGGCGCGGGGCGCCGCCCGACGACCGCGGCCACGGACUGCUCCGAGGCCUCCUGGGUCGACCCGUUGGACGGCCGUGCGAGUCGCCUGCACCCCGGCGACGGCGCAGGCCCGGCCGCCGCUCCGGGGCCGCCCGGCGGGGCGCCCGGCGGCCCGCGGACUGCGCGGCAGCCUGCGGCCGAGCCCCGCCAGGAGGCGGUCGUCGCGCCCGCCGCCGCCCGCAGCGCGCCGAGGACGGCGAGGGCGGCGGCCGCGGAGGCCCGGAAGCGCCAGGCCGCCGCCGGAGCAGGCGUCAUGACCUUCCGCAGCACCGGCUUCGUCGACAGCAUCAUCGCCUCCGUGGAGGCCGGCGGCCGGCCCUGGCGCCCGCCCCUCUCGCAGGGCGGGGACGCCGCCCCGCCGCAGUCGGCGAGGGCGUCGGCGGCGCCGGCGGCAGCGGCCAGCGGCGCCGCGGGCGAGGAGACGUGCUGCUCCACGGCUCCGGGCACGCCAGCUCGACUGCACCUCGUCGCGCGCCGGCGCAGGCUGAGGGCGAUGCACUCCGUCGCGGCGCAGGUGCUGGCUGGGCGGGCCUGCGUGGAGGGGCCGACCCCGAGACCUCCCCGUAGAGGCGGCUCCUACGGCCAGCCACUGGAGGAAACCCAUCCCCGGCCGCCCGUCGCGGACGCUGCGCAUUUUUUUGGGCGCGCGGCCGAGCCACCUCCGAGAACGGGUGGGGGGGGGCCUUUCCACGACGGUCGGCAGGCUGCAGUUGUGGAGGGACCGUCGAUUGUCUGGGGAGCCUCGUCCCCCUGCAGCGAGCGCCCGGGUGCUGUCCCGGGCCCCUUGGUUUUAUACUCCUUGGCACCCGCUGCAGGCCGCGACUGAACAGCAGUUGAACCUGCCUCGGCGGCUGGCGCAGAAGCGGCGCCAGAGAAAAAAGAGAAGAA
Messenger RNA from Prorocentrum cordatum, 1444 nucleotides. The record is from the annotation of a GenBank genome assembly. NCBI's taxonomy places the organism in Eukaryota, Dinophyceae, Prorocentrales, Prorocentraceae.